AUGUCGACCGCGUUUUCGUAUGCACAGGCCGCUCGCGGCCAGGUCCCCAACCCUCCUGCACCGCAGUCAGUAGUCAGCCAGGCUGGAUCGGUAGCCAGCAGUCAGAACAACGACGCAGCCUCCAGCACAACCAGCGAUCCCCCUUCAGUCGCUCCUUCUUCGUCGCCCAACGAGCAAAGUGCCCAUGAUGCCACCACACAGGCACCUGGCCAGCUGAGUUCAGCUACCAAGCCCGAGUCAGUCGCGACGGAACAGCAAGGCAAGGAGGAUUCCGCGAUCAAGACUACUGCAGAGUCCUCUGCACCAUCUACACAGGACAAGAAGCCGUUGAGUGAUGCAGCAAGCCAGACGGAAAGACGGUCUAAGGCCACCUCGGCGACACGUGCUUCCGACGUUUCCGACAAUAGGAAGGCAAGGAAAGGCAAGAAGUCAAAGUCCGCCGAGAAGGACUCGGAGCAAGACCAAGCAGCUUCCAAAGAGAAGGAAGUCGAGGAGCAGAAGCCCCAGGUGCCACUCGCUGACGCACCGCUCCCGUCAGUCAACAUCUGGGCACAGCGCGCCAAGGAGGCCAAAGCCAAGGUAGUCCCGCAAGCCGCCCCUGCCCGUGUCGCUGCCAGCCAGCCGGCCACCGCCGAGUCGAAGAUCGAAACCGCUGCCGGGCAAAGCCGACCAGCCUCUAAUGUGGCCAAGAGCCAGAAGAAGGACACCGUUCGAGACAGCGGUGACCAGGUAUCGCGAAAGACGCUGCCUAAAGGAGGUAGAGUUGGCGAGAAGGCUGGAUCCGAGGCCUUGCCUGCAGUAUCUGAUGUCACGUCGUGGCCAACGCCUGAGACGGCAGCCACCGAGAUCAAGGCACCAGAUAGCACCGGCAAGCAGGCCGAGAACGAAGAGUCCGCGGAGGACAAGCAGGAUUCAGGUCCCAAGGGAAAGCAGCAAUGGAAGAAGAUCCCCAUCGUACCAACGAUCAAAUGGGACACCCCAGUCCCAACGCGGACCCCCCGCGGUGGCCGAACAGGCUCAUCGGGACGUGGCGGCCGUGAGGCAGGCACCAGAGGAAGCCACGCUGGCGCGACCGGCUCUAUCGAUAGGACUCAAGCCACACCCAGAACCGAUAGGUUUGGCGAAAAUGCUGUCAAUGCUGCUAGAGGGUCAUCGAACUCCGCCCAAGCCAACAAGCGCGCCUCUGUAGACGCUUCUGCCAGCCGUGACCGGAAAGCUUCGGGAAGCAAGGAAGUCACCAAGGCUACAUCUUCACAACCGGUUAAUGGCGUUGACGAUGCCUCAACCCCGGCGGAUGCUAACGUCAAUGGCGUAAGCCAGCAGCAAGUCGCUUCCGAGAACUCGACUGCCACUGAUGCCCGAAAUGGCGCCAGCCCUCAGCAAAUUGACGCCUCGAAGGACGCCCCAGCUCAGGUCAGAGACUCAAGUCACCACGGCGCUCCUAGACCCGACAGACGUGGAGGUCGCGGCGGACGUGGUGGAGCGAAUGGCCAAGGACACCACGGUGCCUAUCCUUCCAACGGCCAAGGCUUCGCCGGACCGGGCGCUGCUCCUGGACGCCAGAGCUCAUUCCCUGGCAAUAUGCCCCCGAUGGGCUACGGUAUGCCUGGUGCGCCCAGCACUCGUGGAUCUCAGCGCAACUCUGCUUCGGGCGGCCGCAAUGGCAGAAACCGGCCUCAGUCUUUGCAAGCGCAGCCCAACUUCUCGAUGGACCCCUCGAUGCACCAGAUGUCGGCCUUCCCACCUCAGCCUUACCCCUAUGAGCAGACCCUCAUGAACAUGCUCGUCAAGCAGCUCUCAUACUACUUCUCAGUCAACAACCUGAUCAAGGACUCGUGGUUGAGGAAAUCCAUGGACUCCCAGGGCUAUGUCUUCCUCGAUGUCAUUCUCAGCUUUUCACGCAUGCGUGAAAUCGCAACACAGAUGGAGCUGGUCAAGGCCGCCUGCAUUGAGUGUCCGGACAUCGAGCUCGUUACAGGUUGUGAGGAUGGCCGUGACCGCGUCCGACGUGUCGAUGAUUGGCAGAAGUACAUCUACCCCAAGGGAUCGAGACACGAUGCUGUUAACUUUGACGAUGGUCCGCACAACGUCUGGCGAUGGGGUCAGGGCUACCAGCAGUGGAUGCCACCUUACCAGCCGGCUAUGCCGCCUUACCAGAUGGAGGUGCCAGGUUACUACCAGCCGAACGGCGCCCCGUUCCCCGGAUACAUGAAUGACGCUUCUGAGCAACAUGGCAUGAUCAAUGGUGUGAAUGGACACGCCGCCCCUGGUGAGCCUCAACUGUCAGCCGUGGCUCCCGAAUUCUCCCCCAAGGGCGGUUCUAGUGCCUCUGAUGCCGACCAGAACGGAGCUGUCGCUGGCAAGAGUGCCCCUCUUGCCAAUGGCGAUUCUUCGGCCCUCACCAACGGUACUGGAGAGAACGCACAGGCAUACACCAACGGUGUUCAUGCCGAUGUCGAGGUUGCGGGUCAUUGA
Neoarthrinium moseri is the source of this 2475-nucleotide messenger RNA. RefSeq lists its product as uncharacterized. The transcript is spliced from 2 exons. The coding region runs from base 1 to 2475 and encodes 824 amino acids. Lineage: Eukaryota; Fungi; Ascomycota; Sordariomycetes; Amphisphaeriales; Apiosporaceae. The record is from RefSeq and is a predicted model, not a curated record.